Molecule: messenger RNA, 2358 nt
Organism: Syzygium oleosum
Lineage: Eukaryota; Viridiplantae; Streptophyta; Magnoliopsida; Myrtales; Myrtaceae
Exons: 2
Coding region: 1-2247 (748 amino acids)
Molecular function (GO): protein binding
Source: RefSeq, a predicted model, not a curated record
AUGGAAAUAAAAGGGAGGGGCCCCACCUCGAGCCUGGCAUGGGGGGGACUCUCUCUAUCCAGUCCAGUCCAAGAACUUGCCUUGCUCGGAGUCAAAAACAGAGACGAUCCAUCGUCGCACUCUUCUAUUUUACCCCCACACGCCGGAGACCCCAAUCCGCCGCCGCCGCCGCCGCCGCCGCCGAUGGAUCCACCCCCCCUCCCGCCGCUCCCCGCCGCCGCCGUCGCCAACGCCACCGGCAUCCCCCUCUCCUACCCCUCCUCCCCCCGGGACGACGCCGCGGCGUCGGCGGCGGCCCACGACGACGACCCACUCCCGCCGAAGCUCCGCCUGAUGUGCAGCUUCGGGGGCCACAUCAUCCCCCGCCCCCACGACAAGUCCCUGUGCUACGUCGGCGGCGAGACCCGGAUCGUGGCGGUGGACCGCCGCUCCUCCCUCGCCGACCUCUCCGCCGGCCUCUCCCGCACCCUCCUCCACGGCCGCCCCUUCGGCCUCAAGUACCAGCUCCCCUCCGAGGACCUCGACUCCCUCAUCUCCGUCACCGACGACGAGGACCUCCUCAACAUGGUCGACGAGUACGACCGCGCCGCCUCCCCGCUCCGCCCCUGCCGCCUCCGCCUCUUCCUCUUCUUCGCCAAGCCCGAGACCCCCACCUCCAUGGGCACCCUCCUCGACGACUCCAAGUCCGAGACCUGGUUCGUCGACGCCCUCAACAACGCCAGCAUCCUCCCCCGCGGCUUCUCCGACUCCGCCGCCGCCGCCAUGGACUGCCUCGUCAACCUCGACCCCCCAAACCCUUCCAGCGAUCUCGCGGCCCAGAUCGAAGAUCAUCACAACAACGCAGCCGCCGCCGCCGGCGCGGCCGACGACAUCGGCAAGCAAGUGAAGGCCGUGCAGGACGUGCAGUUCGCAAUGCCCGAUUCGCCGGUGGUGGAGAACUCCUCCUCCUCCUCCUCCUACGGAUCGUCGUCGUCCUCGCCCUCGAUGUCGAAUCUGCCUCCGAUAAGGGUCCGGGUCGAUCAGAGGGCCGCCGGGAUCGAGGACCAGUUCGCCCAGAUGAGCAUCGCCGCGAGCCAUCCGUACGACGUCUACGGGCCCUUCGUGGCUCCGCCGCCGCCGCCGAUCCCGAGCGCGAUCAUGACGGGCGCGGCAGUGAACGCGGCGGCGAGCGCGAGCGUCGUGGCGAAUCAAGCCGGCGCCUGCGGCGAGAGCAUGAGCAACAGGGCGGUGUCGGACGACGAGAGGUCGGAUCACGGAGCGCCGCCCAUGUCGUUCCGGAAACCGCCGCUGCCGAUGCUUCAGCCCGUGCAGGUUCAGCAGCUGCACCAGAAGGCAUCGGUCGCCUACAACUUGCCUUCCCCGGAUUCGGUCGCCAGCGAUAGUAGCAUUGCAUCCGCAAGCUCUCUCUCGAGGCCCAUGUACUUCGAAGACCAGUCUCAGUUUGGGCUCAAGGAACAGAGGAGUGGCCCUCUCAGCCCGACCCCGAAGACCGAUCCGGCCGACCCGGCCCCCCAAGCCCUGGUCCCGCAGGCGGCGGAUCCCGGCUACGCCCUGCCCCCGCCUUCAGAUCAUCUGCCCCCGUUGCCCCCGCAGCCGAUGCAGCCGCAGCAGCAGCAGUUUGUGCACAUGAGCACGCAUUACAUCCCGCACCCGCACCAGCACCCGGCCCAGAGCCAGAGCCCCGUCCUGGUCUCGUCGUACUACCCGGUCUAUUCGACGCAGUCGCAGCAUCAGCAGCAGCAGCAGCUUCACCACCCGGUGUACGUAAUGCCCGACGGGUCGGUGGUGGGCCAGGCCCGGCCCAUGCCAUCUUCCAGCCCGGCCCUAGUCCAAACGGCGGGCGGCUACAAAGACUUGAACCCGCCGUUGUAUCACGCCAAGACCCCGGCCCAAGCGACGCACGAGAUGGCGUCCAGCAUGUACAACUCAUACAUGGCCUCGCCUCAGCAGCUGAUCCAAGUCCCGGCCGGGCAAUACCAGCAGCAACACCCUGGGAUGCUUAAGCAGAUCAGUCAGCAGCCCCAGCCCGCCACCGCCGCCCCCGCGACGGCAGCCAACAACUACGCGGGGUUCGACUACUCAUACUCCGCUCACGAUCUGGCCUACUACUCUCAGCACCAGGCUUCCGCGUUGCCCCCUCAGUACCGGAACUUGGCGACCGCCGGCACGAUGGCGGAUGCUCCGAAGCAGCCUUCCGGCGACGUCGCGAAGCAACAGAUCAUCAUGACAUCGCAGCAACCACUUUGAAUGCCACCCGAAAAAUUCGAAGCAUUAAUUUCCCCCCAUGUUAAACUGUGUCCAUGCAUCGUUGCUGCCUCAUGUGUGAACAAAUUAAUAAGAGAAGGACUAGAUUUUUCA